Molecule: messenger RNA, 1209 nt
Organism: Pseudozyma flocculosa PF-1
Lineage: Eukaryota; Fungi; Basidiomycota; Ustilaginomycetes; Ustilaginales; Ustilaginaceae
Exons: 5
Coding region: 1-1209 (402 amino acids)
Biological process (GO): base-excision repair
Cellular component (GO): nucleus
Molecular function (GO): DNA-(apurinic or apyrimidinic site) endonuclease activity; phosphoric diester hydrolase activity; double-stranded DNA 3'-5' DNA exonuclease activity
Source: RefSeq, a predicted model, not a curated record
AUGCUGCAACGUGUAGGCAGGCUACUACGACCGCCGACCACAUCCCUGCUUGCCAACCUCGCCGUCCGCCCUCGCUCCCUGCCCAUCGCCCGCUUGACCACGAUGCCUCCAAAGAGAGCCGCGUCCACACGCGCCGCCGCAAAGAGGAGCGCGCCCCAGCAGCCACCGGAAUCGCCUCCCAGCUCCCCGACCGAAUCCAGCCAGGCCCCAGCAACCAAGAAGAGAGCGGCCGCAGGUGCGCCCUCCUCGGCCAACGGUUCCGCGCCCAAGCGCACAAAGAAGCCCAGCGCAGGAGGACUGCCAGACUCUCCCGCCGCGCCCUCGGGAAACGACACAACGGCACCAGAGUCGCUGCCCAGGAACACCGAGCUGCCCGAGUCGCUCCACUUCGACCGCCCACGCCACGACGACUCGCUCAGGAUAGCCGCGUGGAACAUCGUCUCGCUCAAGAGCUCCGAACCAAAGGGCCUCCUCAGGUACAUCGACGCAGAGGACGCCGACAUCCUUGUCCUCACAGAGACCAAGGUCAACGAGGUACCCAUGCACCCCAAGCUCACGGCGCGGUACAAGCACCAGUACUGGGGCAUCGGCAAGCAGAAGAGCUACGCCGGCAUCGCCAUCCUCUCCAAGCUCGAGCCCAAAAACGUCACCUAUGGCCUCCCCACCCUCCGCGACGCAGACUCCAAGGGGCGCAUGAUCACCCUCGAAUUUGAAAACACCUUCCUGAUCGGCACGUACUGUGUCAACGCCGGCGAGGGCCUCAAGUCGAUGGACAACAAGAUCGCCUGGAACAAGGCGUUUGCCGAGCACGUCCGGCAGUGCGACCAGCGGAAGCCCGUCAUCUGGUGCGGCGACCUCAACGUCGUCCACGACGACCGCGACCUGGCCCAGGCGAGCAAAAAGUGGAACAAGAGCCCCGGCUACACCCAGAUCGAGUGCGAUGCGCACCGGGAGCUGCUUGCGGGCACGGCCGACGACGGGGGUCGUCUGGUCGAUGUCUGGCGCGAGCAGCAUCCCGACGCCGUGGGCCACUUCACCUUUUACGGCUGGCGCGGCAUGUGCCGAUCCAAGGGCAUCGGCUGGAGGCUCGACAGCUUCAUCUUCUCGGAGAGGAUCAAGGACCGCGCCAAGGAGUGCGAGAUCCGACACGAGUGCUAUGGACCCAGCGACCACGUCCCCAUUUACUGCGACGUCCAAGGACCUCUGUAG